ACUGAGGCAUUAAUUGAUGAUUUAACCCCGUUUAAAUAUAAUAGCUGCUGGUCAUCCAAAACGAACAAUUGAAUGUUUAUCAGGUAAAAUACAAAAAUAAAUACAUUAAAUAUUCUAUCGAAACUCUGGUAUGAUAUUAUAUGCAUCUUCAUUAUACUUUUCUUAAACUUAUUUGUUGACAAGAUUAUUUUUCUCUUUAAUUUAAUAUAAGGUGUUGGUUCGAAAUGUCAAGACCAAAAAGAUCAAAAUGAAGAUGGUUUAUUUAACCGAUUUAUAAUUGCCGUUGCAUACAAGUACCGUCCAAAUCGUGAAACAAUCGAGCCAAACAACAAAAUACCAAAACUUUCUCAUCUAUUUUAUUUAACCAAAAAGCUACAUCGUAAUACAGAAGAAUACGUUUACAAUGAUGAAGCAAAAAAAAUUAUAAAAGAUGUGAUUUAUACUUAUGAUAUGCUUUCAUCUGAUAAAUCUAAUGAAGAUGAUUUUCUAGCAAGUUGCUAUCAAAAAUCAAUCGAACGAGUUGAACGCUUAUCACUUCCUCUGCAUAUACUAAAAAUUUGUUCGCGUCGUUUAUUUAAUAUGGUGGAAGAUAUAGAGUCAUUUGGUAUUCUGGAUGAUCAAUUUAAAACAAUAUGUACGGAACAAGAAUUAAGUGAAGCUGAUCAUGUAAUUGAUUAUGAUACAUGUUUUCGAGCUUCUCUAUUAACCAAAUUUUAUCUCAAUCAAACCAAAAUGCUUGCCGGUUAUGAUCCACUUACAGAUAAUAUUUUAGUAAAUAAAAAACAUACUACAGAUGUGCCUGAAAAUGAAGUCAAACAUGUAAAAAAAUACAUUGAAAAUCAUCCGUCUGAUCGUAUUCUUCUAUCAUCACUUCCUGCAAAUUUAAAAAGAAAAAUAACUAAAGAUCAAUAUUUUGUCAUAUUUCGAGAAAUGGAACUAGAAGGCAAAGGAAAAAUUGAAGAAACAAAUAAUGUAACAGGUCCGAAAGGAGUUGUAUUUGUAAAAAAGAAAAAAACUGAUCACCAACCUAGUACAUCUUCAACAACGAAUCAGCAGCAAGCAAGUGUAGUUUCAACAACAAACGAACAAGCAACUAUAGCUUUAACAACAAAUCAACAACAAAUGAAUCAAACGUCAUCAAUAAAUAAUCAAGAAACAAAUGAACCUUGA
Messenger RNA from Rotaria socialis, 1170 nucleotides. The record is from the annotation of a GenBank genome assembly. Lineage: Eukaryota; Metazoa; Rotifera; Eurotatoria; Philodinida; Philodinidae.